Odobenus rosmarus divergens (Pacific walrus) is the source of this 2120-nucleotide messenger RNA. It is a transcript of the gene NACC1, whose product is annotated as nucleus accumbens associated 1, BEN and BTB (POZ) domain containing. NCBI's taxonomy places the organism in Eukaryota, Metazoa, Chordata, Mammalia, Carnivora, Odobenidae. The record is from RefSeq and is a predicted model, not a curated record. Gene Ontology annotation, molecular function: RNA polymerase II cis-regulatory region sequence-specific DNA binding; protein binding; DNA-binding transcription factor activity, RNA polymerase II-specific. The transcript is spliced from 6 exons. Gene Ontology annotation, biological process: regulation of transcription by RNA polymerase II. The coding region runs from base 170 to 1756 and encodes 528 amino acids.
AUGGCCGCCGCGGCUGCCGCUGCUGCUGAGGCGGAGGCCGCGGAGGCCGCGGAGGCGGAGGCCGAGGCCCCGGCGCAGGGGGGCGCGCCCCGGGCCCAGGCCCGGCCCCAGCCGCCGCUGCGGAGCCCGCCGGGAGCCCCCGGAGCGCGGCCACGGCGCAGCUGCCGCCAUGGCCCAGACCCUGCAGAUGGAGAUCCCGAACUUCGGAAACAGCAUCCUGGAGUGUCUGAAUGAGCAGCGGCUGCAGGGCCUGUACUGUGACGUGUCCGUGGUCGUCAAGGGCCACGCCUUUAAAGCCCACCGGGCCGUGCUGGCGGCCAGCAGCUCCUACUUCCGGGACCUGUUCAACAGCAGCCGGAGCGCGGUGGUGGAGCUGCCGGCCGCCGUGCAGCCCCAGUCCUUCCAGCGGAUCCUUAGCUUCUGCUACACGGGCCGGCUGAGCAUGAACGUGGGCGACCAGUUCCUGCUCAUGUACACGGCCGGCUUCCUGCAGAUCCAGGAGAUCAUGGAGAAGGGCACCGAGUUCUUCCUCAAGGUGAGCUCCCCCAGCUGCGACUCGCAGGGCCUGCACGCCGAGGAGGCCCCGUCGUCCGAGCCCCAGAGCCCUGUGGCGCAGACGUCAAGCUGGCCGGCCUGUGGCACCCCGCUGCCCCUCGUGUCCCGGGUCAAGACGGAGCAGCAGGAGUCGGACUCCGUGCAGUGCACGCCGGUGGCCAAGAGGCUGUGGGACAGCGGCAGCAGCGGUGGUGGCAAUGGCAGCCGCAAGAUGGCCAAGUUCUCCACACCGGACCUGGCUGCCAACCGGCCGCCCCAGCAGGCCCCGGUGGUGGCGGCGGCACAGCCGGCCGGGGGGGCUGUGGUGGCGGCGGCGGGGGCCGGCACUGGGCAGCCGGCCGGGGGGGCGGCGGCGGCGGCGGCAGGGGGCGUGGUAAGCGGGCCCAGCACGUCAGAGCGGACCAGCCCGGGCACCUCGAGCGCCUAUACCAGCGACAGCCCUGGCUCCUACCACAAUGAGGAGGACGAGGAGGAGGACGCAGGCGAGGAGGGCACGGACGAGCAGUACCGGCAGAUCUGCAACAUGUACACCAUGUACAGCAUGAUGAAUGUCGGCCAGACAGCCGAGAAGGUGGAGGCCCUCCCUGAGCAGGUGGCCCCCGAGUCCCGGAAUCGCAUCCGGGUACGGCAAGACCUGGCGUCUCUCCCAGCUGAGCUCAUCAACCAGAUUGGCAACCGCUGCCACCCCAAGCUCUACGAUGAGGGUGACCCCUCCGAGAAGCUGGAGCUGGUGACAGGUACCAAUGUGUACAUCACGAGGGCGCAGCUCAUGAACUGCCACGUCAGCGCGGGCACGCGGCACAAGGUCCUGCUGCGGCGCCUCCUGGCCUCCUUCUUCGACCGGAACACGCUGGCUAACAGCUGUGGCACCGGCAUCCGCUCUUCCUCCAACAACCCCAGCCGCAAACCGCUGGACAGUCGCGUCCUGCACGCUGUCAAGUACUACUGCCAGAACUUCGCUCCCAACUUCAAGGAGAGCGAGAUGAACGCCAUCGCAGCUGACAUGUGCACCAAUGCCCGCCGCGUUGUGCGGAAGAGCUGGAUCCCCAAGCUCAAGGUGCUCAUGGCCGAGGGAGACGCCUACACCACCUUCAUCAGCGACACGGGCAAGAUAGAGCCGGACAUGAUGGGUGUGGAGCAUGGCUUCGAGACGGCCAGCCACGACGGCGAGGCCGGCCCCUCGGCCGCCCCCCCCCAGUAACUACCGCCGGCCCCUCCCCGCGGGGCCGUCACAGCCCCCCCCCCUCCCCCCCCCCCCCGUCACACCCGCCCACCCUCUUGGUCACGAGCUACUGUCUGUCCCUCCCCAGGACCCGCGGGGGGCGCUGCAUGCUCCCAGCCCCUCUGCCUCCCCAUCCCACUCUCCGGCCCCCAUGUGAGCGGCUAGGAGAGGGCAGCAGCUGGUGCGGGCUCUGCGCUGCCUUUCUAGUGCGCUCGGGCACCGUCGGGGGGCUUCUGCUCCCCCUCCCCUAGCCCCCAGCUGUGGUCUCCCCACUCACCAGGCCAGGUGUGGGGAGGGGCCGGCCUGGGGGGCUCAGGAAGGCCCCCUCCCCAGGCCCUGGGCC